Hemibagrus wyckioides is the source of this 4684-nucleotide messenger RNA. RefSeq names its product glucan (1,4-alpha-), branching enzyme 1b (gene gbe1b). Lineage: Eukaryota; Metazoa; Chordata; Actinopteri; Siluriformes; Bagridae. Gene Ontology annotation, biological process: glycogen biosynthetic process. The record is from RefSeq and is a predicted model, not a curated record. Gene Ontology annotation, cellular component: cytoplasm. Bases 78 to 2147 code for a protein of 689 amino acids. Gene Ontology annotation, molecular function: cation binding; 1,4-alpha-glucan branching enzyme activity; hydrolase activity, hydrolyzing O-glycosyl compounds. The transcript is spliced from 16 exons.
CGCUGUAUCCUAAGCGGCGUUCAACAGCUCGCGCUGCUGAAUCACUCGGUGUUCGAUUGCUCUCUCCUGAAGCGAACAUGGCAGAUACAGAAGCGCAGUUUUCUAUCCCCGACUUCAGCACCCCUCUACAAAUGGACCCUUACCUCAAACCGUAUGAAAAGGACUUUAAAAGGAGAUAUGGUUUGUUUCAGAAGCAGUUGAUGCUCCUGGAGGAGGCUGAAGGGGGCUUUGAUCAGUUCACACGCAGCUAUAAGACCUUCGGAGCACACCGCCUGCCGGACAACACCCUCGUCUUUAAAGAGUGGGCUCCAGCUGCUGAGGCUCUGUUCCUCACUGGAGACUUCAAUGGCUGGGAUAAAUUUUCUCACCCAUAUAAAAAGCUGGAGUUUGGGAAAUGGGAGCUGCACAUACCGCCUAAGGAGGACAAGUCACCAGCUGUUGCUCACAACUCCAAGCUAAAGGUGGUGCUUCACACCAAAGAAGGUGAGCGACUGUAUCGAAUUUCACCUUGGGCAACGUAUGUUACCAGAGCUGACGCAUCAGUUGUGUAUGACUGGGUGUACUGGGAUCCUCCUCAGCCUUAUGUGCAUAAACAUCCUCGGCCAAGGAAGCCCCGCAGUUUACGGAUAUAUGAGUCACACGUUGGCAUCGCAUCCCCAGAGGGCAAAGUGGCAACUUACAGCAACUUCACACACAAUGUGCUGCCUCGAAUAAAAGACCUCGGUUAUAACUGUAUUCAGAUGAUGGCUAUCAUGGAACAUGCCUAUUAUGCUAGCUUUGGUUACCAAGUCACGAGUUUCUUCGCAGCAUCCAGCCGAUACGGCACUCCGGAUGAACUGAAGGAGCUCAUCGAUGUGGCUCACUCUAUGGGCAUCAUGGUGCUUUUAGACGUGGUGCACAGCCAUGCCUCCAAAAACACAGAGGAUGGCCUUAACCGCUUCGAUGGCUCCGAUUCUUGUUUUUUCCAUAGUGGACAACGGGGAGAUCAUCCUCUUUGGGACAGCAGACUCUUCAACUACUCCAGCUGGGAGGUGCUGCGUUUUCUCUUGUCAAACCUGCGCUGGUGGAUGGAGGAGUACCGUUUUGAUGGAUUUAGGUUCGAUGGGGUUACCUCCAUGCUCUACCACCACCAUGGUGUCAGUUCAGGAUUUUCAGGAUCAUAUUCAGAGUACUUUGGGCUCCAUGUUGAUGAGGACUCACUAGUCUACCUCAUGCUAGCCAACCAUGUUCUACACACCCUGUAUGAGGACUGCAUAACUGUAGCUGAGGAUGUGUCCGGUAUGCCCAUGCUCUGUCGACCUGUGCAGGAGGGAGGCUGUGGGUUUGACUACAGGCUGGCCAUGGCUAUUCCUGACAAGUGGAUCCAGAUCUUAAAGGAAGUCAAGGAUGAAGACUGGAACAUAGGCAACAUCGUGUACACUCUGACCAACAGGCGCUACGGGGAGAAAUGCAUCGCGUAUGCUGAGAGCCACGACCAGGCUCUGGUAGGAGACAAGACCCUGGCCUUCUGGCUGAUGGAUAAAGACAUGUACACCAACAUGAGUGUCUUAAUUCCUAUGAACCCUGUCAUUGACCGGGGCAUUCAACUGCAUAAGAUGAUCCGGCUCCUGACGCAUGGCCUGGGAGGGGAGGGCUACCUUAACUUCAUGGGUAAUGAAUUUGGACAUCCGGAGUGGCUGGAUUUCCCACGUGUGGGGAACAAUGAGAGCUACCACUACGCACGUCGCCAGUUUAACCUAUUGGACACAGAUCACCUGCGCUACCGCCAACUGUACACCUUCGACCGGGACAUGAACCGCACAGAGGACAAGUAUGGCUGGCUUGCCGCACCACCGGCAUAUGUCAGCACAACGCAUGAGAGUAACAAGGUGCUCGUGUUUGAGAGAGCCAAUGUCAUUUUCAUCUUCAACUUCCACCCCACUAACAGCUACAGCGACUACAGAGUGGCAGUGGGACCACAAGGAAAAUACAAAAUCAAGCUGGACACUGAUGAGGUUCAGUAUGGAGGCCAUGGCCGACUGGACCACAGCACAGAGUUCUUCACCGAGCCUGUUCCUUAUAAUGACCGUCCAAACUCCAUGCAGGUUUACAUUCCCUGCAGAACGGCUGUUGUUCUAGCCAACGAAGAAAUCGAUUACUGCUACUGAAACACAGUGAUUCACUGAGAGAUUGAUACUCAGCAAAAUGUGUCUCUUCACUGGUUUCCAUCUAAGAUUUGUGUGCGAUACACCAUAAGAGCCUCGCUCAGUUUUUUCACCUUUCCCACUCACACCACUUUUCCAAACAGGGCCUGGUUUGUUUUCAGCAUAACACAUCGGAAAUAAUUUGCCUUAUAACAUGUAAUUGGGGUAAAAUGGUAGAUUGUAGUGCAUCCCAUGGUUGCUGAUACACAAAUAGCAAGUUUUUCUAAAACUGUGAGUAAACACCAUCUGGACUUAGUACAUUGUAUCUGUUUGCUAUGACUAUUAAUCCCUGUCUGAAAAAAGUGUGUGUGUCUGUGUGUGUGUGCGCUCACUUCACCUGAUCGUUGUGUUCAUAGGACUACAUAAUGUAACAUUAACCCAUCAUGACCCCUGACACAAACCCGCAUAAAUGUUUAUAAAAGCGUAUUCCAGUAUCAGCUGUCAGCUUUUGAUGAGUUACCUGUUAAGCAUACAUAAAACUGAGUAUAAGAUUUUUUUUUAGUUAACUUGUUAUUACACUUUUUUUUGUUAAUAUAAGAUUAGAUUAUCACACUUUCAAGGCUGAUUUACUUUCACACAACAUGAAUCACUGCACUUCAGAUAAUGCUGCUGAUCAUCAUAAACAUGUUAACUAUUAAAGUCAUUACACUGUAACAACACUCUCACUAUAUAAGAGGUAUGUAUAUUUUUUUGGGCCUUAGAUGAGUUUUAUUUUACUGUUUAUAUGAUUUUUUACGCAUGCGCGGUACGUAAAUGGCUUAUUUAGAAUUCAUGUUCAAAUUAGAAUAUAUUUUGUUCUGACGUUACAUUAUUAUUAUUAUUAUUAUUAUUAUUAUUAUUAUUAUUAUUAUUAUUAAGUGCUAUGAAGAUGUUCUAAUGUAAACCAGCCUAGAAAAUGUCACAAGAAAAUGAUCGCAUUUGUAAUUUCAACUUGACAUCAAAGUGAGCAAAAUCAGUUAAGACAGCUGACAGAAUAAGAAUAAGCCUUCAUAACUGUUUAUAAACUGCAGUAGUCCAAGGUGUACUCCCACUUUUCACCCUGUUUUCAUGGGACCUUGACCAGGAUAAAGAAGUUACUGAAAAUGAACGAAUGAAUGAAAGGUUUAUUUCAGUUGUCAGUAUGAGCUCAUGUAGAUGUUAACCUGUGAACACGCUUAUGUUACCGCAUACUCUACAUCUUUUGUGGCGACAGUGAUAUUAUGGUCCUUAUGAAAGAAAAUUCUUCCUGAUGUUUGUCGGAACCACACAGAAAAAAAACAUGUGAAUUAAGAUAUAUUUCACGCCUGAGCUGUUUAAUAUGAGAAAAACGUACACUUUUGAGUAAUUUCCAGGGUCUGAUUUGUGAUAUUUUGUACGUUUUGAUUUUGCUGACUAAAUUCAUUUGGUGUGUCUCGCCCUGUUAUUUUUUCAACCACCUGACUAACAGAUGAUAAGAAGAUGAUCUGAUGAUUAUUUGAUCUUAGUGGCAAGAAAAUAUCUUCAGAAGCACUGAAUAUCUGAAAGCAAAAAAAACAAACAAAAUUGACCGAAUAAGUAAAAAAUAUAUAUCUAACCAUCUUUCAGUACAUUGUAGUCACUUUCUUAUAUCGUUCCUGAGGUUCUAGAGGCCAUCCUGCUCUAUAAAACACCAGCUGUAUAUUCAGUCCAUCUGUUUGUAAAGUUUGAAUGAUUGUGAAUGAAAUGACCACAGACACUGUGUUAAUGGGGUCCUGCUCUAUUUAGAGAACGUGUUGCCUAGAGAAACUCUAACACAGAUUCGAGUUCUUUUGAAUGCUUCGAAUAGGCCUAGGAUAAGGCGUAAUUUGAUAUGUAUAUAUUAAUCUGAAUGUUUGUUAAGAAACCAUUUACCCAAGUCAACUGUAAGUGAAGUGUUGGCACACAUUUUCCUUCUGUGUAUUGGUCUUGUCUGUUAAAUAAAACCUCACAGUAUUAUAUAAUGGGUAAAUGGGCAGCGCAAUGUCCCAUUAUAAUUUUCGUCUAUUAUGAACUUUCCGUUGCCUGCCUUCCCUCUUCAACAACAGUGUUUCUCAUUAAUGUCAAGUAGCUACUUGAAGAUAAUGCUGGUCUGCUUUUGAAUCCUCUAUAGAGAAAGCAGAAUGAAUCUGUGUGUAAAUACAUUAGGGGUUAUUAUCCUGAAUCUGCUCUGCUGAAUAAAUCAAGAGCUUUUUUUUUUUUUCCCCUUUGCCCUCUGUGUUUAAAGAGACACCUCUCAAUUUGUUUUGUGUUUCGAUCAAUUCACAUUGUCCCGUGAAAUUCGAAGAUGUUCAUAUUGCAGUAAUUAAAGCUGUACAGGUCUUUCUGCCCCCAAAUGUUAAUUGAGGAAUAAUGUGUAUGUUUGUCAGGGGUAUUUUUUUCUUUUUUUUUCUUUAUGCCUUUAAGUCAAAUCUGUUCUGGGACAAAAAAACAAAAAAAACAAACGUGUUGCUGUUUUCACAUUGAAAAGCUGUGUUUUUGUGAAAGAUGAAAGAAAUAAUAAAAAAGGCCUAUUGUUAUUCAUGUGA